AUGGGAGCUCAGAAUGAAUCGAAUAAGAUUUGGUUUUUCUGGAACUCGGGGACUAAUGUUACUAUUAUUGUUGAUCACCCCCAGUUUCUUCACGUUAAAGUUGAGGACCCCAAAAUAGCUCGUCCCAUCUAUUUUACUCCAGUUUAUGCUUCUUGUGAUGCGUCUAUCAGGAGGGAUUUGUGGGCGGGUCUUCACCACAUCUCCCUCGAUAUGGAUGACCCUUGGAUAGUUGGGGGAGACUUUAACGUUAUUACUCAUGAUGGAGAGCGCACAGGUCAUAAUACCCAUGAUCGAGACACUACAGCUUUUUCUAAUAUGAUGUUGGACAGUGGUUUAGAGGAUGCAGGUUUCCUUGGUCAUCGAUACACUUGGACCAAUGGUCGGGUCAGGAAGAGAUUGGAUAGAGUACUCAUUAAUUCUUCAGCUGCAGCACUUUGUCUACAGCUUACAGUGAAGCACUUGAACAGGACUUCAUCUAAUCAUUCACCUUUAUUACUUCAGUGGACUUCUGAUGAUGACUUGGGGCCUAGGCCUUUCAGAUUCCUCAACGUUUGGACCAAGCAUCAUGAUUUUUUAGCAUUUGUCUCUCAGAAGUGGUCACUCCCCACUCAUCUUACGGGGAUGCGAGUGAGGGAUGCUGAGGACAGGGUUGAUGAGGCAGAGAUUGUAUUUGACAGUGACCCUACACCAGAACAUCGUGACAUACUGCAUCAGGUUCAGGCAGCUUUGAACCAGACUUUAUCUAUUGAGGAGGGCUUUUGGAAGCAAAGGGCUGGCUCACGUUGGGCAGGGGAAGUCUUAGCUACUCCUGCUGAUAUUCAGACCUCAGCUAUUGCUUUCUACCUGGAUCUCUUAUCUACUCCUCCACAACCUUUGGACCCCAUCCGUCUUGAUGUCAUUCCGAGGCUAUUGACAGAGGACGAUAAUUUGGCACUAAACCGCUCCCCUUUGAUUCAUGAGGAAGAUGUUUACAGGGCGGUAUUGGACUUCUUUGAUGGUGGUCAUCUUCCACGGGGUUUUGCUACUACUUCUAUUGUCUUGCUACCUAAGAAAAGUGGUUUCAUCCCAGGCCGUCUGAUUGGAGAUAAUGUUUUAUUGGCUCAGGAGCUUCUCUACAGUUUGGAUAAUAGAGAGGGAGGGGGAAAGACUAUGCUGAAGUUAGACAUGGCUAAAGCAUAUGAUCGCAUGGACUGGGGCUUCAUUUAUUUUGUAUUGGAGGCAUUUGGAUUUGAUCAGAUCUGGAUUGACAGAAUCAGGCAGUGCAUUUUGGAGUGUCGUUUCUCCGUACUCCUAAAUGGUUGCCCAUGUGGUUUCUUUCCCUCCUCACCAGGACUCAGAUAG
Messenger RNA from Olea europaea var. sylvestris, 1341 nucleotides. RefSeq lists its product as uncharacterized. The record is from RefSeq and is a predicted model, not a curated record. Bases 1 to 1341 code for a protein of 446 amino acids. Gene Ontology annotation, molecular function: catalytic activity. NCBI's taxonomy places the organism in Eukaryota, Viridiplantae, Streptophyta, Magnoliopsida, Lamiales, Oleaceae. The transcript is spliced from 5 exons.